AGAAUAUGGCCUAUUUGUAUAGGCCUACGCAAAUAAUGCAAGGGACAGUGUAUUUCUGUUUUCAUUUGGGCCAUGUUAAAAUGACAGGAUACAUUGCAACCCUUCUCUAUAGUUCAGUGAGAUAAAAUGUCACUAAUCAAUGUAUAUUCCUCGUCAUUAUUCACCGCGGCCACUACUAACCUCACUGCUCGGCUACGCACUGAACUACAUAACAGGAAACUGUACCUUUCUUUAUAUCGAUCUGAAACGUUCGCUGCGAGCGAAGUAUGAUGAGUAUGUUCAUUCACUCAUAACCGUAAUACAGUCAAGUUGGUUUUUUCUUCAAACACCGAUAAAGCGAGUACGAAUUAUUUUGACAUGUACUUUCGACAAUUGCCUUUCGUGUAGUGAAUAGCUCCACUUUACAUCAUGGAGCAACAUGUAUAAAUACUUUGGAAUUUUCGUGAGGAUAAUUAUGCUGGUGGAGAGAGAGAGACACAUAAUCAGAUAAUAUUCCUCGUCAGCAUUCACUGCGGCCACUAUCCUCUCUGCUCGGCUAUAAUGAUGUACUACAGGAAAAGUUCACUGCUAGCGAAGUAUCUGAGCGUGCUCAUCUCUCUGGAUUGACUGAAACGGUUUGACUGCACUUCGCAGCCAAUAGCUGAAUUAUGUAACAUUUACAUUGGAAUACGUACAAAUGCGGUUCACAAGAUGCUGUUUGUUGUGCUGAUCUCACAAGGCCGUAUGUAGAGACGUGCAUGUAAACAUUAUGUGGUACAUGUAAUAUGGACAUCUGUUCGAGACACAUCACAGCUUGAAUCGGGUAUUCUUAUUAUUCCGUCCCAGCUUGCAUGAUUGUGAACAGUCAUGGGCUACAUCAGAAGACAUAUCUCCAGGAGAUGGCUAUUUGCUUUCCUCGCCUUUUUGGGUAUCUCUUGUUUACACAUCCUACGACUCAACAUCAGUGUCGUCAUAGCAACCAUAGUGAAGACCAACAACAGUACCCAUUCUCAGUCACGUGACAGCAACAUUUCGACUCAGAUGUGUUUCAGCGCAGAGGAGAGAGAAGUUGAUAGUUUAUCAAAGGAGAACAAGCAAGCUGAAUUUGAAUGGAGUAGUCACACACAGGAGCUCCUUCUUGCCUCCUUCUACAUUGGCUAUGCCAUCAUGCAGGCACCUGUGGGAUGGAUGGCAGACACUUUUGGCGGGAAAUGGCUUUUUGCAGCCGGUGUGAUCGUCUCUGCGAUCUUGAAUAUAGUAGGACCUGUCGUCUUACGGGCGAGCCUGCCGCUCUUCUUUGCUACAAGGGUUGUAUCUGGUAUGGCCGAGGCCGUUGCUUUUCCAGCGUCUAACACAUUAACAACGAAAUGGGCUCCAGAUAAUGAAAAGACUACGAUGACGUCAUUGAUUGUAUCAGGUUCCGGGUUUGGAUCGGCUGUCGGUCAGUUUUUCUCUGGAAUGGUCUGUUCUUUCAUCGGGUGGGAAGCUAGCUUCUACAUAUUUGGUGGUGCCUGUUUGCUAUGGGUAUUACUCUGGGCAUUCCUGGUCUUUGAAGAUCCUGGAGUUCACCCAUACAUAUCUGUCGAAGAGAGGAAUAAAAUAGAGGAAAACCGGUCUCGCCGCUCCAACAUAAAACUGAAGGCGAUUAUACCAUUCCGUUCUAUAGUGACGUCAUUACCAGUUAUUGCCUGGGGUGUUUCCAUGGUAACCAUAGCGGGUUUUGUCGUCUUCAUCCUUCUCACGAAUCUACCUCUCUAUAUGAAACAUGUUCAACGACUGGAUACCGUGAAGAUUGGAUAUCUACUACCCAUCCCCUUUGCUGCACACUGUGUUAUGAUGCUGGUUGCAUCAUCCUUGUCCGAUAUGCUGAUUAGAAAAAAAUUGCUUGGAGUUACGCAAACCAGGAAACUUAUAACCAAUAUAGGUGCCGUAGUAACAUCAGGAUCCCUUCUAGCCGUAUCGCACGUUGGAUGUAGCCAGCUGAAGGCUGUUGCUUUAAUGACCACGGCCAUGGGCGGGGUCGGCAUCGCCUUCGCCGGCAUCUUCGUCAACGCCCAGGACUUGGCGCCGAGGUUCGCUGGAACGCUGUUCGGCAUUGGGAAUGCUUUCUCUGUGAGCACGGGCUUCAUCGGACCCCUCAUCGUUGGGUUGCUGACGGAGGACCAGAGUGCUCCUGAGGGAUGGAGGAAUGUGUUCUACAUGGCAGCAGGACUCAGCCUCUUUGGUGCCAUCUUCUUCCAGUUGUUUGGGUCUGGCUUGGAGCAGGACUGGGCAAAGUAUAACAGCGGUACACAAUUUGACAACCUGGACGAUGCGGCCUGUGAGAAAAUGGAUCUUAAAACUAUCGGAGAUGAAAAGUGUGACCAUUUUACGGAUACAGAUGUUUAAAUGAUAAAAUGGUGACUGCACAUACUAUUGGGUCCUAGCGGCUGAUGUCAUAUUUGUGGUCAUAAUAUUUGGAGGAACUUUGUCCACGCAAGCAAGAAUUUUUUUUUUUUGAUCAACAAGGACCAUACAUGGACUUCAUAGUGUAAAAGUAUAUCAAUACAGCUAUAGAAUGUGACGCUUUCAAGGAUUGAGUCUUGGAUAAAAUGGCCAAGGAACUUUCCAAGGCUUUGAAUAUGCUUUUGAAGGUAGAUUGAUGCAUAGCAACGGAGGACAUUAGUCGAGAUUGACAUGUAAUUAUUGUAUCGCAAUUUGAUAUCAAUCGUACCUCUGUACCAAAGAAAAUAAGAACUCGUAAGUUUGCGAUUGAUUGGACGACUUGGGAUCACUCCAGUUCACUCACAACUCUUUGUAAAGCAGGUCACUGGACAACAGAGAAAGCCAAACUAUUCUGCAUGCUUGUACACCAUUCCAUUUAUUCUAGAAAAUUCCAUUAAUAUUUAUCAUUCCAUUAAAAUUAACAAUAAUUAAAUACAUGUAGAUGGAGGUAUAUAACCAGAUAUUGUAGCGGGGAAAGAGAAAUAGAAGUAGGCUGAUCACAGUGCAUGCAUAUACAUUCUGCCGUGCACGUCAGUGCACAGCAAUAGCAAAUCUAUGCUGAGAAGCCAUUUUUCAACUUAUGAUUUAAAAAAUUCAAAAACAUGUAACAUAAUUUUUUCACAGAUAUUUCAGUCAUUCUUUUAACCCACUAUACUUAAAAUCCUGUGGGUGUGGGUAUUAGGGAAAGUAUUUAUUUUAUUUUUUUAAAAAGGGAUGUUUUUGACACCGCGCAAAUUGGGCCAGUGGGUGUGUGCAAUCACCACGGACAAUACUGCACUAAAUAUCCCGGCAGAUUGGAAAAAACUCCCCUGUAAAAAAUGGACUUGCCACCAAUGUUUCAUUCACUGGAUUUCAAUGACCUUACCAUAUAUGGUACCUGUGACCUUUCCCUGGCUACCCCAGCAACAGGUACAUCGGAAUUUUGUUUCUACACGAAGUUACAUUGAGUUGAAUGAAUUUUCAGAAAAUGCUCAUAAAUCCGUAAAUAUUGCCCGAUUUUCAAAUCCUAAACUGGUUUUCAGUAGUUUAACAUCCAUAGUUUCUUGCCACAUGCUCCGAUUUUUAAUCCAUCGAGUGAAACAUUACUGGAAAUUGCUGCGAAAGUUCAGCUCAUCAUUUUAUUCAGCAAAUGCAAGCAUCUACAAAGCUCAAACUUGCUACAGUUGUUUUAUAUAGAUCAGGAAGUUAGGUGAGAAGGAAAAAAAAUAUAUAAACAUUGUCUAAUUUGCAUAACGGUGUUGCGAAUAUGUAAUUAGCUAAUUAUCAGCUCAUUUGCAUAAUUAAUUAGUUUUCAUAAAUCUUAUUAUAUAAAUGGAUAGGGAUUCAUUAGUUGAAGCUUGCCACAAAGUUGUAUCAAA
Strongylocentrotus purpuratus (purple sea urchin) is the source of this 3821-nucleotide messenger RNA. Its product is annotated as sialin. Gene Ontology annotation, biological process: monoatomic anion transport; transmembrane transport. Bases 847 to 2367 code for a protein of 506 amino acids. Gene Ontology annotation, molecular function: transmembrane transporter activity. The record is from RefSeq and is a predicted model, not a curated record. Lineage: Eukaryota; Metazoa; Echinodermata; Echinoidea; Camarodonta; Strongylocentrotidae. The transcript is spliced from 10 exons.